GCCGUGUUUCCCUCUCGGUGUUUCUGCGCCCACCCACUCUCCUGUGUGAAUGUGUGUGUGUGUGUGUCCCGUUUAGCCUGCCUACUCUCUCUAGCUGUUCCAGCCACUACAUGGGGAAGGACAGGGAGCCGAGUCGCGGCAUUGCCGAAUAGUCUACAAACCGUAGAGGGAAAUAUUCAUUGUACAAGAAAUCACGGCGCCGUUGAACGCACUCACGAUUAUUCCGAAGCAUACACGAGCUAAGAAACGGAUCAGGAAUGGCUUCGUCUCCGUGUGGCGGUGGUGGUAACUUUGAUUGCGGUCUCGAAAUCAAAACUCGGUCGGUGGAGCAAACCCUCAUCCCUCUGGUGUCUCAGAUAACCACCCUGAUUAAUCACAAGGACAAGCUAAAGAAGACUGAGAAGACCUCGCGAGCCAUCCAGAGGGUCGGUCAGGCGGUCAGCACCGCCGUGAGUCGCUUUGUGUCUGUCGGAGAGGCCAUCGCUCUGGAGAAUGAGGAAUUAAAGGAAGAAAUGGGUCACGCCUGCUUUGAGGCCAGACGAGCAGGCACAGCUAUAGCGCAGCUGACAGAUGUGUGUAAUGCUGAGCCGAGUGAGGUGGACGGUCGCAGCACUGUGUUCAGUGACAGGAUGGGCAUGGUGAAGGCAGCUCGCAUGCUCCUCUCCUCUGUUACCAAAGUGCUGGUGCUGGCAGAUCGCAUCGUUAUCAAACAGAUCAUCAGUUCCCGCAACAAAGUACUGGUCACACUGGAGCAGCUGGAGCGAGUCAGCACCUUUCAGGAGUUUGUGCAGAUCUUUAGUCAGUUUGGCAAUGAGAUGGUCGAAUUUGCACACCUUACAGGGGACAGGCAGAAUGAUCUGAAGGAUGAGAAGCAGAAGGCACGGAUGGCUGCAGCCCGUGCUGUGUUGGAGAAAUGCACCAUGAUGCUCCUCACUGCUUCUAAGACGUGUCUCAGGCACCCAGACUGUGAGUCUGCACGGAUCAACAAGAACGCCGUGUUCCAGCGUAUGCGUCUGGCUCUGGAGCAGGUUAUCGAGAUUGUGACAGAUGCCAGGAACAGUGGAGAGGCCAAAGCACUGCCCAUCAGUAUCUAUGCUGGAAUUAAAGACCUUAAGAAUAAGGUGGAAGGAUUGAGGGAAUCUCUGUCCUGUGUGCCGUGUGAGACUGUAGCAGCACAGCUGGAAGCUCUGGUAGAACAGACCGAAGACUUCACUGAUUCAGCGUAUACUAGCCACGAACAGCGUGAGAGCAUCCUGCAGCUCUGCCACACAACACGGCAGGAAACCAAGCAGCUCAUCUCCACCUGGAGUCACGCACAGACAUUCAAAGCCAAAGACGUGACGGAGGAAGUGGAGUUGGCUAUUCUGAAGACCUGUCAGAGUCUCGGUGAGCUCAGACGUGAGCUCCACAAGGUAGCAGUGGGACGAGCCAGCGAGCUGCUAAAACUGCACUCUGAUCAUGCCGUGCUCCAGGCUCUGAAGGCUGCAGGAGGCGAUGGAAACGUCGAGGCGGUAGCAGAUUACGCCCGCACGCUCACCGAGCACAGGGAGCAGCUGGUGGAGACCUGCAGACUGCUCUGCCACAUCUCAGGCACGGAGCCACUGGAGAUCACGUGCAUCCACGCUGAGGAGACCUUCCAUGUCAUUGGUCCACAGAUCAUCUCGGCAGCUCAGACGCUGGCUCUGCACCCCAACAGUAAGAUAGCCAAAGAAAAUCUGGAUGUGUUCUGUGAGGCCUGGGAGUCGCAGUUGUGCGACAUGGCCAUCCUGCUGAAAGAGAUCAGUGACGUGUUCGAAGGCCGCAGAGGGGAUAAAAGAACCUAUCUGUCGUUACCUCGGCCAGGGCACUCGGCUAAUCUGAAGACUCCAAAGACAGCCAGGCUCGACACAGAGGGGCCAGUGUGUUGUGGCGGUCAGGAUCAGACCACCAUCACAAAGCUGGGACAGGAGCUUCGGUUUCUUACCUCGGAUGUGGAUGCUGAGCUGGAGCGCUGGGAGAAUCAGGAGCACGAAGUGGUCCGACAUUGUCAGAGCAUAUCCAGCAUGGCAUACUCCAUGUACCUCUUUACCAGGGGGGAAGGCCUGUUGAAGACCACUCUGGACCUCUUCCACCAAGCUGAGCUUCUAUCAGAGUUGGGUCUCCAGCUGUGCUCCUUUCUGCAGUCCUUCUCCUUACAGCUGGUGGACGAGGAGAAAAUGCUCCUGACGUCUGAGACAGAAAAGCUGGCAGCUUUUUGCCAGCAGCUACAAGUGUAUGCCAAGACUCCUGUCCAGGGCAAGAGUGCUGCGUUCCAGAAGGUGGACAUGACUGUACACAACACCAAAGGCGUGAUGACUGUGGUGGGGUCUCUCCUACCGCUGUGUAAUAAACUCAUCAGAAAGUGUAAAUCAGAGUGCAGUAUUCUGGAUUCGCCUCAGGCCUGGAGGGAGAGGCAGCACACUCCAGUUAAAGAAGACACACUGAAUGGCAAAAGCUCCAAUGGCUUCAGGGUCAAACCCCUGGAGCAGCACAUGGCCAAUCUCACCUUCUUAGAGAGCAAGUAGCUCAGAGCCCUUACAGCCCAGAGCUAAUGAAACCCAGAGUAUUAUUCUACACACACACACACACUUUGCUUUGUCACAUGUUUUGCGCUGUGCAGUGUCUCCUGGCAUUCCUGCUGCACUACUCACGUACAAUAAGGUCCAAAAGUCUCUCUUACCAAGAACUGUUUUUAUCUCAGAAUACAUUUCAUGAAUUAUAUUUAACAAUCCAGGUUAUACUUCACUGAACUCUGAUAGAAUUAAAAAGAAAUGAUGGCACCAAUAUGCGAUUUAGAGUCAGAUAAUCUAGAAGAAAGUCACAGUAGGUCAUGUUACAGUGAUGAGAUCAUGGGUACGAGUGAUCUUAAAACAUUUUAUCAGUUUAAAUCCUGCUGCAUGAAUGCAGGAUUAAUGCUGGACUUUAGUUUGGCUUUGAAUGCAGCUCAGCCAAUCAGAUUAUAGAAUUUGUUUUAUGAUAUAAAAUAAGAAUCUUAAUACUGGUAAUGGAAAACUCUUCGUUUUUUGUCUUUUAUCUCCACAUUUUAUUUUUUAGCUUGUUGAAUUUUUAUUGUAGGAUCGGACAAUUUUAACUAUUUGCACUUUUGACUUUUCAGUUCAGUAUCAGACGUUUAUUAAUGCAGUCAUCUGGGGAUAAAUGCUAAAAUUUAGCUUACAGGAAGUUACAGAUUUAAUCUACCCAAUACAAAAAAUAAAUGCGACGUAUCUCUCUCUCUCUCUCUGUAUAUAUACCCUAUGCACACUAAUCAGGCAAAACAUUAUGACUACCUGCCUAAUAUUGUGUUGGUCCCCCCCUUUUGCUGCCAAAACAGCCCUGACCCGUCGAGGCAUGGACUCCACUAGAUCCCUGAAGGUGUGCUGUGGUAUCUGGCAUCAAGAUGUUAGCAGCAGAUCCUUUAAGUGCUUGAAGGAUACUUAUAGGACUUAGAGCUGCAGUUUUGGAGAUGCUCUGAUCCAGUCGUCUAGCCAUCACAAUUUGGUCCUAGUCAAACUCCCUCAAAUCUUUACGCUUGCCCAUUUUUCCUGCUUCUAACACAUCAACUUUGAGGACAAAAUGUUCACUUCCUGCCUAAUAUAUCCCACCCACUAACAGGUGCCAUGAUGAGGAGAUCAUCAGUGUUAUCCACUUCACCUCUCACUGCUCAUAAUGUUAUGCCUGAUCGGUGUACAUACUGUAUAUAUACGUGCAAUUCGGAAGCAGUAAUGAAAUAAAAACAGUUCUGAAGACUUUUGGACUCCACAGAAAAUAAACCACAUAUACACGUUUCUUUUUCCUUACAUCAAUCCGUGCAUGUUUUGGGCUCAAUUCCAAACUGCCCUGCUAUUUACUGCUGUUAAAAAGCUACCACUAAGACAGAGUUUCUAUUUUUCAACAAGUGAUAUGUUAAGAGAAUAGCUUGAACUAUAAGUGAAAUCAUCCUCAGUUGUUUUAGCAUAGGACACUGACACACUGUAUUUAAUGCAUCUGCCUCAUGUAUACAUUGACGCCAAAUAAGUCCAGCUUCCGUCACCUCUCAGGCCGUCAGCACCAGGGUGUGAGGCACCAAGUCACAGACUUAACGUUUUCAACGUGCCGAAAAUGACUCUGUUCCCAAAAAUCAACGCUGAAGAACGAGCAUCAAAGCAACAUUUAGGGUAUUAAAAGUCAAUUUUGUUUGUGUGCUUGUAGUGACAGUAACUGCCUCCUCAUACGGACUGUCCUGUAGGUCACUGUGAUUCGUACUGUUACUUGAAACGUGAAAGCGCUGCGGCGAGCUCUGCUACAGUUAACUCCAUACAAUCAGGAUGAAGACUUUCUCCAAAUCAAAGCACGUGACUGCUGCGUACUUCGGUGCCGACGGCAUGUUCUUACGUUUCCUUUCUGCCUCACUUGUUACGACCGGAAGCCGAGUGAUGUGUCCAAAGCGGACAUGUUCACGUGUGAAGUUUCAGAACACGCUCGUAAUUGUGCUUUAGUGAUGACUGAGAAACCAUCAAGCUGACUGAAAGCAGUUUCAGAUCAUUUGGAUCCUUUUGACAGUUGUAUGAUUGUUAAACAAAGACAGACUAAAUAUACAUUAUUUUUCUUAAAUUGUG
Hemibagrus wyckioides is the source of this 4613-nucleotide messenger RNA. RefSeq names its product catenin (cadherin-associated protein), alpha-like 1 (gene ctnnal1). Lineage: Eukaryota; Metazoa; Chordata; Actinopteri; Siluriformes; Bagridae. The record is from RefSeq and is a predicted model, not a curated record. The coding region runs from base 258 to 2543 and encodes 761 amino acids. The transcript has 19 exons. Gene Ontology annotation, biological process: cell adhesion; Rho protein signal transduction. Gene Ontology annotation, molecular function: cadherin binding; actin filament binding.